Messenger RNA from Caenorhabditis briggsae, 5538 nucleotides. The coding region runs from base 1 to 5538 and encodes 1845 amino acids. The transcript is spliced from 15 exons. The record is from RefSeq and is a predicted model, not a curated record. Gene Ontology annotation, cellular component: membrane. NCBI's taxonomy places the organism in Eukaryota, Metazoa, Nematoda, Chromadorea, Rhabditida, Rhabditidae.
AUGCUUCCAUCAUUGCGUCGGGUUUCUUCAAGGUUCAAGACCUCCAUCUCAUCAGUCUGCGUCUCCAUUCUUCUAAUAUUCUCUCUUCUAGUCACAUCAACACUCGCUGAUCAGCAGGCAUGGCCUCUCCCGGAGGAAGUGUCCGCAUCGCUGCUCCAUGAAAUUCCAGUUCUUCAUACCGCAUUCGUCCAAAUCGGAGAAGAGCUUCACUAUCUGAAUCAACCGAUUCGGCCGGAAAAUGUACACCAUCUUCCUGUCUUUGAUUUCGUUUCAGAUGGAGGGUCAGGAGACGCAUCGACGUUGAAAAAUAAGAAGAAAAAGAAGAAGACCAACACAUACAAUGUGAUGAAAAUGGCUGGAAAAGGGAAACUUCCAAUGGAGCUCGAUCCUCCGAUGAUGGAUUUCGGACAAAAGUUGGUUUUCAGUUUUCAGAAACAAAAACUAUUUAAAAAUGUUUUCAGUUCUGUUGGAACGGCGCAGAAAAGGAAGAUCUAUAUUCGUAACAUGAAAGCCGAACCGAUAUUUUUGGAUGCCAUUGUUGUUAGCUCGAUUGAAUUCCAGGCAUCUUAUUUCGAAGAAUAUAAACUCGAGCCCCAUGGAAUCACUUCUUUGGAAGUGGUUUUCUUACCACGAGAAAUCGGAAAGCGCUCAACAGUUGUCCAUUUUUACACAUCAGUUGGAUUGUUCACCUAUAAAAUGCAAGGAAACUGUGUAUCCAAUCCAUACCGAAUUUCGCCAUUCACCGGAUACCGUCUCCCGAUGAAUUCUUCUGUAUCCAAACCCAUUUCUAUUUUCAAUCCAUAUGCAUACACGAUGAGAAUCACAGAGGUCUCGUCAUCUGGUGGAAAUGGACACAUUGAACUUCCACACGAAGUAGACAGCAUCUUGGCUGGAGAACCACCACAAUAUUGGGACAUCCGUCCGUAUCAAACAAAACAAAUUGCCACGUUGGUCCUUGUUGGUGGAACUUCUGAAAACUCUACAGUAUUCGUCAGAGUUGCAUCGGAAAUCAUUUACCACUCUGAAGAUCGUCGUCCUCUUACAGACAUCUACCUGACAGUUCCAAUAGAAGUAUUGAAAAGGCGUGGAGUGUAUGCGACGGACGAAAUCCUUGACUUUGGGAUCAUUCGACAAGGCGUGAAAUCAGAAGCCAAAGUGUUUUCUGUGGCUCAAUAUCAAAUAGGAGGCCGUCUGGAGUUCGAGACACUCUAUGUCGAGAAAGGCGACCAUACUGCAAUCUACAUGGAAUUCGCUUCUCAUCCACCAAUCGUCGUGCAUCCUCCAAACAAGGGAAGCAUCACUUUGGGACCAAAAUCAGAUCUGGUAAAAGUGUACUUGGAGGGAAAUCGAGUUCAGAUGAGCAAUCAACAAUACAUGAAACAUAUAAGUGGACAUAUAAUAGCAGUGUCAAGAGGAGGAAACUAUAAUGUCAGUAUUCCAUAUAGGGCUGAUGUUUUCCGUGGAAAUCUUGUAUCCAUUGGAAAUGAUCUUUCCAUUCAAGAAGAUCUUCGUCCACCUCAUCAAAGGAUCAUCCGAUUGGAAAAUCAUCUUCCCUUUGAUGUUUCUAUUUACAACAUCUCAUUGUCUCCGGACCUCGUUUCACAUUUUUCUAUUCGUUUGAUUGACCGCACUGCUCUCAUCCGUUCCGGACACAUUUCACCAGUUUUUGUUCUGAAAUACAACAAAAAACUUCCGCCGCCAUUUGACAAUUCGACUAUUUUUGUCCAUACAAAUGUGUCAACAUUCAAUUUGAGUCUAUCAACAUACGCCGGAAAAAUGGCUGUUGAAAUGACAUCUGUUGAUAAGAAUUCGUUUGAUUUUGGAUUUGUGGAGAGGAAUGAUACAAGAACGAUUCGAUUUGUCGUUUGGAAUCACAAUCGAGCUGAAAUGCGUCUCAAGAACCUCGUGGUCCCUGAUCGAAAUGCAUAUCGUCUCUAUGAAGUUGGUGUUAAAUCGAUCGGAAACUUCUCGGAUGUUCGAAACGACGAGCGUCUAGAAUACGUUGAAAUGGCAGAUGUAGACAUUCCACCGAUGAAAGGAAAAAUUUUUGAUUUGGAAUUGAAAGUUCCAUAUGCUGGCGAAGUUCGAAAUGGAAACAUUAUUUUUGAGACUGAUCUAGAAAGCAAAGUAUUUGCUGUGACCUAUCAGGUAUCAAGUGGAUCCCUCCAAUCGAUUCCCGAUGAAGUCUCAUUUGGACAGACGUUCCCAUCAAAAUUGGUUUAUCGAACUCUACAGGUGUUCAAUUCUUUUGACGAAGAUAUGACAGUAACCCGUAUGACAACUCUCAAUGAGGAUCCUCGUUUCUUCUUCGAAGGUUUCGAUCCACAUAACCCACCGGUUCUUCGUUCCGGACGACUAACCAAUCUGGGACGUGUCAUGUUCUCUCCAUCAGCACCUUGUGAACAUGAAUAUUGUUAUCUGGGUCUCCCACUAGGAAGUACUGAUGGUGCAUGGUUUACACAUGGACUUGGAUUGCCUUCAAACCUUCCUGAAAUCGAUUCUUACCUUUAUAAACAACUAAGAAGGAAGUACGAUGCAUUGGUGAAGAGUAGGAAGCAUCAUGUCAAUACAACCAUUAUUCUGGAUACAGAUAAAGCAAAAAAUAUUAAGAUCAAAACAUCCGCUGAAUUGGUUUGGCCUCGUUUGUUGACUCGAAACUCCAUUCAUUUCCCAUUGACUGCUCUGGGGAACUUUACCAUUGUCAAUCUGACUCUGGCCAAUCCAACGAAUGUUCCAGUUGCUAUUCAAGUGAUCCCAUUGGUCAUCUAUCCAGAUGCAGAGUCACUCGUUGAACUAAUGCGUCCACAUCUUGCAUCUGAUCUUACAGAUCAUGUUGAAAUGAACGAGACGUUGAUGUUCUCGUUGAGAGAUACAGAACUAUUCACUUUGAAACCAGAUUCUCCUGUUCCGAAACUUCGAGAAGCUUUCGAACAUCAUCUGAAUCAUGAAAUGCCAAGAUACAACAAUGAAAUCAAUAUUCCAAGAUUCACACUGUCAAUGAUUCUGAAACCUCAUAUGAAAGUACGCCUUCGUCUCGGAUUCCUACCAUCAGACUACACUCUCCGAUCAUCUCUUCUUUUGAUUCGUAACAAUUUAACUGCUCUCGAACCAGUUGUGAUGUAUGGUAAAGGUGCAAGAAUUGGUGUGAAGGUAGAAGGAGCUGAGGCGAGAUCCAAGAAACCAUUGUUGUUUGAAAUUCGACAUGAUCAUUUGACGGAUUGUAAUAAUCCAAAAAGACUGAUGCACAAACUACACUCAACUCUAACAGUUCGUCGUCCAUUCCAAGUAAUGAAUACAGGCGAAGUACAGUUCACAGUAACCAAUAUGAGUAUCAAUGGAGUUCCUUGUGAAAAUCGAGGAUUCCGUAUUCUCAACUGUUAUCCAUUCCGUUUGCAACCAAACGAGACAUAUGCAUUGGAUAUUGCAUACACUCCUGAUUUCUUGACGACUACAAAUGAAGCAGAUCUUCAGCUGUAUAUGCACAUGAAUGGUAGCGCGUGGCUGUUCCCGUUGGCAGCUACAGUACCUGGGGAUAUGUUAGCAAAGUGUCAUCAGGCUCUUCCUAGACCACCAUUUGAGAAUAUUAUGUAUUACAGUUGUGUAACUGCAUUGAUUUUCUGUUUGGUGUGCGUUCUCGCAUGUGCUUAUUUGGAAGGAGAUCGGGCGAUCGCCUGUGCCAUUCGACAACAAUUCGCCAUCCCUCGCCACGUCUUUGAUCUCAACAACUUGAAUAAGACCUCAUCAUCUGCUCAACCAACACCAACUUCCUCAACAUCUCCAACAUCUCCAGAAACUCAAACGACAAAGAAGACGUCGGAGAAUUCGACGCCUUCUGCACUCCGAGCGUCUUCUGAUGCUUGGCUUGUGAAGAAAUGGGGUUAUAACCUCGCCAACUGGGUCGUUAAAUGCGUCCAUAAAGUAUGGAGAUGGUCGUUGUUCUGGAGAAAAGAUAAGGCUGUUGGUGAUAAAUCAUUGAAAACGACGAAGCCAACAAAGAAGAAGAAUCCAGUAACAAUGCAAAAAGUCGAAGAAUUCCGACAAAUGUUAGAAUAUGUUGGUCAGCAGAAAAAGAAGAAUGCAGCUGGAAUUAAUACUGAAUUUGAUGAGGUUGAAGAAGAAGCACUGGCUGAAAUGUGGGCACAGAGAAAAGAUUCUGGAGUCAGUUCUGUCUCCCAAAAAGCUACUCCUCCGCCUGUCGAAGAACCAGUUUUGUCGAAAAGUCAGAAGAAGAAAAAACGAGCUGCUCAACAAAAAGAUAACAAUAAUCUGGAACCAGUGGCACCAGCAGCUCAAAAUGAGAGCUCUUCUCGUGCAGAGUCUACGAAAACUACUCCAGGCCCAUCUCCAAAACCAAAAGGAUCAAAUCAAAAGAAAAAGAAUGUUUCAACUCCUCAGACUAAAUCCCAACCCGUGCAUGAACCUGUGGUGUCUUCAUCAGUCAAACCCAUUCCAGCUGAAACGCCUAAGACACCUUCUCCUCCGAAGAGAGCUCCUAGCAAGACUCCAAGCAGAGCUCAACCAUCUCCUGCGCCAUCAACUACCACGAUGCAACGUCCUAUAGCUCCAUCGCCGGAACUAUUGUAUAAUGAGCAAUCAAAUCCAGCAUCUCCUGAUUUGUUUUAUAGACAAUUCCUGUCUUCAAUGGGAAUGCCACUGGAAGAAACGUUCUGGGAUUCACCAGCUGCUCAAGCUGCAAUGCCUUACUUGAAUAUGUGGAACUAUGGAGGACCAUUGAGUGUGGAACAAAUGGAAGACUUGAUUAGACAAGCAUCGGGACAAGCUCCAACGGAUACUUCAAAUACAACAACAACGACGCCUUCUGAAGAAGCAAUGGAAUGGAAUCAAGGACAAAUCGAAGAAGAGGAAGAGGAGAGUGUUGCAGGUGAAGAUGAGCCAGAUUGGAUAAAUGAGAAUUUGAACGUGGAUGAUGCAGAAGCUGACUUCUCAUCAAUGGCGGCGGCAUCGAAGGAUUUGUUCCAUGAUGAAGAUGUGGAUGAGUUGCAUUUGAGAAGACAAAGAAGUCCAAGCCAAGCAUCGUCAACUCUGUCGAGAAAAGUAAGUUGGUUUUCUGAGAGAAUCCUUCAUUAUGUCUUUUAUUUUCAGCUUGAAAAUUCUCCACAAAAAAUGGGCGGACGUCGUCUAACGAUUGGAAGCGAGAAAAAGAAUAAUCCACCAACAAGCGAAUUCACACGAACCCCUGGAAACCCAAAUCGAUUUACAAGCACCAUUCAAAAUCCCCCUCCUUAUUCUUCUGGAUCGAUUUGGGGUGAUUCUUCAUCUUCGAAUCUUUGGGGAUCUUCUUCAUCUCAACUUCCAUCUACUUCAUCUGCGUCUUCUCAACCAUCAAAUGUUGUUCAUGACCCACUUUCACUGUCUCAUUUGGGAAUCAACGAAGCUGAAAGCUCUGUACCAUUCGGAAAUACAAUGUUUAGUGGACCAGAAUUCAAUCUAUGGUCUUCCAGUUCUCUUUUCUAUCAACAUCCAUCCCAACAGCAACAACAAAAUGAUGAUAAUUAUAAGAACAAGAAGAACGAAUAA